Messenger RNA from Macroventuria anomochaeta, 689 nucleotides. RefSeq lists its product as uncharacterized. The coding region runs from base 105 to 503 and encodes 132 amino acids. The transcript has a single exon. The record is from RefSeq and is a predicted model, not a curated record. NCBI's taxonomy places the organism in Eukaryota, Fungi, Ascomycota, Dothideomycetes, Pleosporales, Didymellaceae.
CACGCAUCACGCAUCACGCAUCACUUUGUUGUCCGAGCAAAUUUCUGUGCUUGUGUCAUACUCUGACUUCUCACUUCAAUUCGCGCGAACAGCCAGUCUCCAAAAUGCCUGUGCCGUCGCCCCUACCAACCUACCUUUACAAGAUCCUCCCCUCUGCCCCACCAUCACCCCUCCCAGACCGCCUACCGCUCUCAGACCUCGACCGCAAAGAUGGCUUCAUACAUCUGUCUACGUCCGAGCAAGUACCUGGCACUGCAGACAGGUUCUUCGGGGACUUCACAGAGCUGUGGCUGCUGAAGAUCGAGUACAGCGUGCUUGAAGCGGGCACAGAUGGAGACAGCAACGUCAAUGCGGACAACAAGGCGAGGAUUCAGUGGGACGAAGUAGGACAUGGUGCUUUCGCCCACUUCUAUGGAGGUGACCUGGGAAAGGGCAACGUGCAGGAGGCUGUGAAAGUUGAGAAGAAGGGUUCUUGGGCGGAGAGCUUGCGCCUCGAAUGGUGAGAACAGCAACAGCUGGAAUUCCGCUGGAACGCCGCUGGAACGCAUCAGGUUUCGAAGUGUCAGGCCGUGCAUGCUUAUUCGGUUCGUUUCAAUACGAGCCACGCUGUGCUGAUCAACAUGGCUGCAGCAUGCCGGAGGCUUUCUGUGCCUCGUGCAGAGCUUCCUAUACAAUACGAAUUGUUACCA